AUGGCUCAGAAUAUCGAAAGAGCGACAGAUCUAGACUCGGAUACGAAAAUUAUGCUCAGAGAACUUGGGAUUGAGUCCCCAUUACUGAAGACAACAGCUGGAGCGCGCAGUGGACAAGGGAUUGGGCACGCGCAACUGCGUGAUCGCUUCCCCGCUGGCGACACGGCACAACAGACUCGACAGCCUCGGCCGAAUGCGACGCAACGCUCGACUCUUCAGCAGGGACUGCAGGCUGCAACUCAGAGCCGAUCUCCUCCGCAGCCUCUCCCGGACCUGGGCGUGUCGUGGCCCAUGAACCAGCCCUCGUACCCAAGCUCGGGAAAUCCUCCAUCGAACCACGUCGAGGCCCCGUCCCAUCCGGCACCAGGCCUCCCUCAGGGCACAGUGGGCACAAUGCAGCAGCAGAAUGGAUUCACCUUUGAUCCGGCCCAGUUUGGCGCUUCAACUGCCAACGGCAACGGGCUCUCCAUGCACUCCUCGCAGAUUCCGACGACUCAGCAGGGUGUGGCCAACUGGGAGUUUGCUGGACAGAACCCAGUUUCCGCCGCAUCUACGAAUGCCCGUGCCCAGCAUCCUGAUAUAUACGACCUUGACAGCUUUUUUGAGGGGCUAGGGGGAAACAUUUAA
Molecule: messenger RNA, 627 nt
Organism: Penicillium riverlandense
Lineage: Eukaryota; Fungi; Ascomycota; Eurotiomycetes; Eurotiales; Aspergillaceae
Exons: 1
Coding region: 1-627 (208 amino acids)
Source: RefSeq, a predicted model, not a curated record